Messenger RNA from Topomyia yanbarensis, 1538 nucleotides. RefSeq names its product histone RNA hairpin-binding protein (gene Slbp). Gene Ontology annotation, molecular function: histone pre-mRNA stem-loop binding; mRNA binding. The coding region runs from base 314 to 1252 and encodes 312 amino acids. NCBI's taxonomy places the organism in Eukaryota, Metazoa, Arthropoda, Insecta, Diptera, Culicidae. Gene Ontology annotation, cellular component: histone pre-mRNA 3'end processing complex; cytoplasm. The record is from RefSeq and is a predicted model, not a curated record. The transcript has 6 exons. Gene Ontology annotation, biological process: mRNA transport; mRNA 3'-end processing by stem-loop binding and cleavage.
UCCCGCCCAAUCGUCAAUCAUUUUCCUGCAACAUUCUUCGACGCCUUUUCAUUCGUAGUCCUAAUUGCAAGUGGACAGCGUUAGGAUAUCGGUGAGCUGAUGACGAGCAGGACCCUUUUUGCUCCUGUUGAUUUUAUUUUUUAAUUGAAGACACUGUUUCGGUACGGUUUUAAGUACAGAGUGAUACGCAGUUUAACUUGACUAGUGAUAUUUUUAAGUACGUAGCUAUUUUGCGCUUUUUCGAAUAUUUUGACAAAGUGAAUUCAAUUGGUUGUGAAAUAUAUUUGAAAAUAAUAUAUUGGGACGAGUAACAAUGAUGUCUCUAGCGUUCGACGAUUCGCGUAUGUCACUGGACAAUGAUCUGUCAAACUUGUCGCCUUGUAAAGGCGCUGCCGUGCAAAUCAGCCUGCUGUCAUCUACGGAACCUGAUUCGACUUCGGCAAGCGUCGAACCGGAAACAAUAGAGAAAGCCAAGACAAGCAACCAAGUUGUAAAUCUCAAAUCGCAGUCCAAACGGCAGGAAUCUGCAACGACACAUUCCGCUUUCAGUCAAAGUUGGGCUGAUAUGGUCCAAGAGGAAGAGGACGCCAGACAAAACUCGGAAUUGGAAGAAUUAUCAAAAAUUCAGUCCAGCAUGGAACUAGCGGCCACUGAUAGUAAGAUGUCUAUCGAAGAAGUCAGCAGCAGUAGCAGUAUCAGCGGGCGAUCCACCAGGCAGAUAGAAAUUGACAUACUAGAUUCGGCCAAUGUGGAAAAAUAUGAGAAAUUGGUUAUGAAAGAUAUGAUCAAGUCACCAUUCAAACGUCGUCUAUCCGGCGGUUGCGAAGAAGAUGACGACGGGCAUGCCAAAUUCAUCGGGGAGGAAUGCGAUGGCGAUGAGUUGGCGAACAAUCAGCACAAAAAAACGAAGAAGCAUGAGGAUGAUCACGGUCGGGAACGCUUCCGACGGGACAGUUCCAGCUCAGGGGAAGGUAGUAGCAACGGCAGUCAGAAUAGCCGAAAACCGCUGGAGUUCGAAAAGGAUGUUUCUAUUCUGGUUCGCCGUCAAAAGCAAAUCGACUAUGGCAAGAACACACUAGGAUACGAAAGCUAUUUGGAAAAGGUUCCGAGAGAUCAGCGCACCAAAGAUCAUCCUAAAACACCGCCGAAACAUUUCAAAUACAGUCGCCGUGCUUGGGAUGGUCUGAUCAAAGUGUGGCGCAAGAAAUUGCACUGCUUCGAUCCUAAUGUUGUGCCUGGAACCGAUGACUGAAUCUUUCACUGUCAAUAUUAUAUUAACUAUAAUAGUUGAUAAGAAUAAUCGCACUAACCCAGCGAACGUGUGUUGAUACGCAGGUGGACUGUUAUUUUGGCGAUUCAGGAUAUAUGGAGUCUUAAUUCCUUAAGCAAUCUUCCGACUUAAAGGGACCGAUAAUGAGCCCGCGAGAAGUCUGAGAUAAAAUAAAUACCUUAUUAUUUUGUGUUACGAUAAAGCCACCACUGUAAUGUUACACCCGUGUGAAGUUUUGUAAUAAAACAAAAUCAAAUCGUUAUUCAAA